GCAGAAAUAUAGGAGAGAGUUCCCUGGUUUUUGUCUUCCUCUACUCAUACCACAUUCCUAGAUUUAAGUUAUUCUCCCAAAGAAACAAAUCUCCUUCAACCCCUUUUGCACCAACAACUAAACAAAAAAGUGGGAAACAACAAAGCAAAAAUAAACAAAAAUCCUUUAACUAUAUUAUAGUACGUGUAGUUUCUAGAUGUCAAAUAUAUCAGGAGAAGAAGGCAGUUUCUCUUCAGGGAACACUGGAGAUGAAGAAGUUCAGAAACAUAAUCAAGUAGCUGCAGCCCAUUUGAAGACUUCAAAUAAUAUUUCCUCUAUUACUAAUGGGUCCAGUUCACAAUCCCAGCAACAGCAGAAUAAGCAGCAACCUCUUGCUAAGAAGAAGAGAAACCUUCCGGGAACUCCUGAUCCAAAUGCAGAAGUCAUCGGCCUAUCACCAACAACUCUCAUGGCGACGAACAGAUUCGUGUGUGAGAUUUGCAACAAGGGAUUUCAGAGGGACCAAAACUUGCAGUUGCAUAGGAGGGGACAUAAUCUCCCUUGGAAGCUUAGGCAAAGAACUACAACUGAAGUGAGGAAGCGCGUUUACAUAUGUCCAGAGCCAACUUGCGUUCACCACGAUCCGGCUCGUGCUUUGGGUGAUCUUACUGGAAUUAAAAAACAUUAUAGCCGUAAACAUGGAGAAAAGAAAUGGAAAUGUGAUAAAUGUUCCAAAAAAUAUGCCGUGCAAUCUGACUGGAAGGCUCAUCAGAAGACUUGUGGGACAAGAGAAUACAAAUGUGACUGCGGUACCAUUUUCUCCAG
This is a messenger RNA of Nicotiana tabacum (common tobacco), 804 nucleotides long. NCBI's taxonomy places the organism in Eukaryota, Viridiplantae, Streptophyta, Magnoliopsida, Solanales, Solanaceae. The record is from RefSeq and is a predicted model, not a curated record.